AUGAGUCCUAGAUUCAAGGUAGAUAGCACGAGCAGUCAACAGACUGAAUCAGACUUGGAUAUUACACCUCCCAGAAAAAUCGCCAAAGUCAGCAACAAGCAUCGCCAACAAAAAUUCAGAGACGUCUGGCUUAAAAAUGUAGAUUACAAACAAUGGCUUAGCAAGGUGCCUGAAGAUCGGUACAAAGCUAAAUGUCGUACAUGCAAUGCAACAAUGAAUGCAGAGUUGACUGUGAUAAAAAACCACAUAACAUCAAAAACUCAUCUUCGUAAACCUCUAGCAGCCCAACAAUCUAUUACUACUUUUAUAAAAAAGACUGACGAAAUUAGCACGAAAGCCAAAGCAAUUCAAGCACUUGAAAUAAAGUUAUGUGGUUUUUUAGCCAAACAUAAUAUAUCCUUCACUACUUUAAAUCAUUUGACAACACUAUUGCAAAGUUCUGUACCUGACUCUGAAAUUAUUAAGAACAUGCAGAUGAAAUCAACGAAAAGAACUGCAAUAGUAAAAAAUGUCAUUGCUGCGGCAGAAAAAGAACAUCUACAACAAAAAUUGCAGACCAAUCGGUUCAGUGUUUUAAUUGACGAAUCGACCGAUAUUGGGGGCACACAAACGAUGUGCAUCAUUGGUCAAGUGGUCAGCAAGUUUAGGGAUCUCUGCCAAAUUUUUGAUCAAAAUUCGGAUGUGGAGGGUGCUACAGCAGAAUAUUUAUUUGGACUAGUGUUGGAGUCCUUGGAAGAUUAUGAGAUUCCAUUUGAGAAUAUCAUUGGAUUCGCGUCAGAUGAAGCCAGUAUAAUGAUGGGAAAAGAUAACUCUGUAGCUUCGAGAUUUCUUGAAAUAUGCCUUGGCAUCUAUAUUUUCAAAUGUAUAUGCCACUCAUUGCAUCUUUGUGCCAGCAAUGCAUGCAAAAAAUUACCAAAGAGUUGUAAAGAUCUGACUCGAAAUGUCUAUGGUGAAUUUAAAAACAGCGCGAAACAACAGCACUUGUUCAAAAAGUUUCAAAUAUUUUUAGACAUUGACAUUCAUAAAAUUCUCUGCCUAGCGCAAACACGUUGGUUAUCUUUAAAAACGGUUGUUUCAAGGAUAAUUGAACAGUGGCCUGCACUCGAAUUAUACUUUAGAGACCAAAUGCUGACUAUUCGAUUGAAAUCUGUUGAACAGAUUGUUCAAGCUCUCAACAAUCCGAUUAUCAAACUAUUUUAUCUUUUUCUGGACUAUAUACUACUUAAAUUUACCAAACUGAAUGAACUCUUCCAGUCAUCGUCGGUAGUCGUUACGAGCCUCCAUGAUAGAAUGUGUAAAAACUAUCAAGAGCUUUUGGAAGCAUACAUGUCCAGAGAUUAUAUUUAUCGGACUGAUUUAAGCGAACUAGAUCCAUGCAAUGAGUCGCAUCGUUUACGACCGGAAAAUAUGUACUUCGGCAUUGAAGUCAGAAAAAUGCUAGAUCAGGUGGAGAUUCGCAACAAUGAAAAAUUAAAAUAA
Microplitis demolitor is the source of this 1479-nucleotide messenger RNA. RefSeq lists its product as uncharacterized. NCBI's taxonomy places the organism in Eukaryota, Metazoa, Arthropoda, Insecta, Hymenoptera, Braconidae. The coding region runs from base 1 to 1479 and encodes 492 amino acids. The record is from RefSeq and is a predicted model, not a curated record. The transcript is spliced from 2 exons.